Rhagoletis zephyria (snowberry fruit fly) is the source of this 749-nucleotide messenger RNA. RefSeq lists its product as uncharacterized. The record is from RefSeq and is a predicted model, not a curated record. NCBI's taxonomy places the organism in Eukaryota, Metazoa, Arthropoda, Insecta, Diptera, Tephritidae.
GAAGAAAUUUGUGAAUCGGAGGUGGAAUGCUCGCAAGGCGAGCGAAGUGUUAAUAAGCGGCGCUUCGACAUAACUUGCGCCCCACAAGUUAGAGAGUCGCCAAGUGGCCUGGACACCCACGCAGGUAAAAAGUAUUGAAUUUUAAUUCUACUUUAAUUUGCAUGUUUUUUUCUAUGUACCCAUAAGUUCUUGAACGCCUUGGAAAGAUGGAAACAAGCUUUUUGACUGCCUUCAAAAGCGUGGAAGUCCGUCUCACUGCCGUUGAGAAAGCCCUCCAUGAAAAAAUGCCGGAAAAGGCCGAGGUUCAGGCGCAGAGUAAAAUCCUGCGCGAAUCGAAGGUUGUUGCUGCCAGGACCCAUAACUGCAUCAAUCGCGUCACUGGUGACAUGGAGGACGAGGAGUAUAUAGAGCUGUCCUCAAAAUUUCCAUUGUCAUCGGAGGAGGAGUUACUGGCCGUGGAGACGAAACUCCAGAAUAAGGCCAGUGUUGAAGUGUUGAUGCGGUUGCUGAUAAAGGCCAAGGGUUUCAAAGGCGGUGUUGACGGAGUUUUGCGUGCGCUGCUUAGGGACGACCUAGUGGCCAAUUUCAAUUUGGAGGGGCGCAAGAAUAAAAAAGCGCUGCUGAAAUUGAAAUGCAUGGACAUUAUCUUCGAUGUCUUUGCAGAUCAAAGGAAGGAAGAUUUAGUGGCAGAUAUUAGAAAAUAUGUGGCCCUGAGCCACAAUAGGUUUAAGCAAAAAAAAAACAUAUAG